AAUUCUCAUUCAUUCCUCAAAUUUUAAACUCAGAAAUUGUUCAAAAACUUUUCCGAGAUAAUGGAGUCGAAGCAAGCAGCGCGCGAAGAGAGGGCUGAGGCGGCUGCCAGAACCGCCGCCGACGAACUCAGCCAGGUUAACAAGGAGAGGAGGGAGCUGGAGAGUGAAACCGUCAUGGUGGAUCGGCCGGAUUAUUACCGGAAAACAGAAGUCCGGCAAGAAGAAAAGUCUCCUGGCGUGAUUGGCAGCAUUAUCAAGACGGUGCAGGGGACCGUCGGCCACGCUAAAGAUGCUGUCAUGGGGAAGUCCUUCGAAGCACGUGACACUGCAGAGGAGACUGCCGACACUGCUGCCCGCAACGCCGCAGAUGCGAAGGAUGCGGCGGCGGGGAAGCUCGGCGAGUAUAAAGGCUAUGCGUCGGAGAAGGCCAAAGAUACGACGGUCGAGUACAAAGACUCUGCGGCGGAGAAGGCUAAAAACGCCAAGGAUGCGACGCUCGACAAGGCGAACCAGGCCACGAAUGUGACGGCGGACAAGGCGAAGAACGUCAAGGACGCGACGGUCGACAAGGCCACACAGGCGAAGAAUGCAACCGCAGAAACGGCGAAGGACGCGAAGGACGCGACGGUGGACAAGGCGGCGGAGUACAGAGAUUACACCGCUGAGAAAGCGAACCAGGCCAAGAAUGCAACGGCGGAAACGGCGAAGAAUGCUAAGGACGCGACGGUGAACAAGGCAGCGGAGUACAGGGAUUAUGCGGCGGACAAGGCGAGUCAGGCGAAGAAUGCGACGGUGGAGACGGCUAAGAACGCGAAGGAUGCGACGGUCGAUAAGGCAAAUCAAGCGAAGAAUGCGACCAUGGAGACGGCUAAGAAUGCGAAGGAUACGACGGUGGAAAAGGCAGCGGAGUACAGAGACUACGCUGCUGAGAAGGCAAGCCAGGUGAAGGAUGAUACGGUGGAGACGGCUAAGAACGAGAAGGAUACAACAGUGGAGAAGGCGGUGGAGUAUAAGGAUUAUGGCGCUGAGAAGGCUAAAGAAGGGAAGGAUACCACAGUGGGGAAGAUCACCGAAUUGAAGGACUCGGCGGCUGGGGCUGCGAGAAGGGCGGUUGGUUACUUGACGGGGAAGAAAGACGAGACUACGCAGGCAGCUGUGGAAACCGGGGAGGCUGCGAAACAGAAGGCUGGAGAGGCAAAGGAGGCAGCCAAGGGGAAAUAUGAGGAGACAAAGGAAGAAGCGACGAGGAAAAUGGAGGAUAUUAAAAUUGAAAGCCAGCGAGACACUGGUGACAUUAACAGAGGCAGUGGAGGUGGAGGAGGAGGAGUUUUUGGUGCGCUAGGAAGCAUGAAGGAUGCCAUAAAGGAUAAGCUAACACCGCAUCCAGGAGAUAAGGUAGAUGAGAAGGGGACGCCGGUGGCCGUGAGGGUGGAUGUGGAGACCACAACGGCUGGGCCUCCCGCCUCCCGCCUCAGGGAGGCUGACCAGACGUUCAACGACGUCGGGCCAUUGGAUGACGAGGGCACCACGGCGCGUUGAUCGUCCCGGGAAAAUGUGAUUCCGAGGAUGCUUGGGCUGCUCUGCCGUAUUUUGUUUUGUUUUGUUUUGUUUUGUUCUGUUCUGGCUGAUUCUGGGUUAUCUACGUUUUUCUUUUUGUUGUUUACAAAAAUUUGG
This is a messenger RNA of Salvia splendens (bonfire salvia), 1674 nucleotides long. Its product is annotated as embryonic protein DC-8. The transcript has 2 exons. NCBI's taxonomy places the organism in Eukaryota, Viridiplantae, Streptophyta, Magnoliopsida, Lamiales, Lamiaceae. Bases 61 to 1539 code for a protein of 492 amino acids. The record is from RefSeq and is a predicted model, not a curated record.